Molecule: messenger RNA, 1515 nt
Organism: Entrophospora sp. SA101
Lineage: Eukaryota; Fungi; Glomeromycota; Glomeromycetes; Entrophosporales; Entrophosporaceae
Source: the annotation of a GenBank genome assembly
AUGAGUUCAGAAAAUGAACAACAGCAAGAACAGAUUUCGCAAGAUUCUAAACAAUUUGAAGAAAAUCUUGCAAAACAAAAUAGCAACAAUGAUGAUAACGACAAGUUGGAGAAUUCUAACAUCACCACAACUAGUACUACAUCUAAAUUACCAUCACCACCAGAAAAACCACAACAGAAACCACUAAUAUUACAGCAACAGCAACCACCGCCACCAUUACAAUAUACAAAACCAGAUUGGAGCGGAUUGCCAAAAGAUGAUUAUUCAUUUGAAGUAAUUAAGAAUGGAAUAAGUUUAGAAAUUAUCGAUUUUCCAAAAUCAAAAGAAUUUCUUGCAAUUGGGCGAUUACCGACUUGUGAUAUUCCAAUGGAACAUCUUUCAAUAUCCAGAUACCAUGCCGUGCUUCAAUUCAAUAACAAAGGAGAACUUUUAAUAUAUGAUUUGGAAAGCGCACAUGGUACAAUUUUGAAUAAACGAUUGUUACCGUCAAAAUCAUACACGAAACUUUGUGUUGGUGAUCAAUUAAAAUUUGGUCAAAUUAUACCAAAAUCAACAUUAUUACCUAAAACUAUAGAUACUGGAGUUACUUGGGGUUUUGGAGAAGAUGCAGAAGAUGAAGGUGAAGUUAUAAUGGCAAACGCUAAAAAUUCAUGGAUAAAGAAUGAAAAUGCGUAUUAUUACAAAGAUCCAAAAAAAGCUAUAAGAAACUGGUUAGAGAAUCGAGGUUAUGAUUUAGAAUUUGAAAGUGAACAAGAAGGAACUAAAAAUAAUGCGAAAACUUACUCAGUUCGCGUACGACUACCUGAUGUUGAAGAUGAAUUUGGACCAGUUUAUGGAAUAGGUUCUAAUAUUAAAAAAAGAGAAGCAGAAAGGCUAGCAGCAAUUGAUGCAUGUGAAAAAUUAGAUAUGUUGGGAAUUUUACGUGGUAGCCAAGAUGAAGCAGCUGAAAGAAGCAAAGCAAAAAAAUUAAAACAACCACAACCACCUAAAAAAGUCGAGACAUUUGAGUCAUUGACAGAACAAUAUGAAGAGAUUACAUUGAAAAUUAAAGAAUUACAAGAUAAAAUUUCUUUAGCUUCUAAAAAAGUAAAAACAGAUGGAAAUGAUAAUGGUGUUGAUGAUGAUUUAGAUUCAUAUAUGAAUUCAAUUAAUGAUGAUCUUGAAAUUGAAUCAAAAACUGAAUUGGAAAAUUCAUUAAAUGAAAAUCAAGAUAAAUCAUCAGUGAUACAAGUUUCAAAUAAUGAGGAUGAUGUGCCAAUAGAAAAUAAUGCAACAGAAUUAGCAACAGCAGAAGAAACUUCAACGAACAAUAAAAAAACUAAAAAAAUUAAAUUUAAAGCGAAUGUUCCAAUGACAUUAGAACAGCAUCAAGAACAAUUAAAAAUUUAUGAAGAUAAUAAUGAACUUGAAUUGGAAGAUGCGACUACUUGGGAACCACCUAAUGAUCAAUUAGGCAUCUAUUAUUUAUAUUUAUGUGAUGGAAAAACUUUUUUGAAUGAAAAAUUUGGAUAUUGA